GUUCCAAACUCGGCGCUAUAUCAACGGCGAGAGAGGCAUUUCCUUGUCAAACUCAUAAAUACAAAUUCAUUCUGUUACACUCUUCAUUUUCUUUUUCCCCAAUUAACCACCACCAAAUCUGAACAAAUGGGAGGCGGCGCGAUGAGAGCAGCGGCGAAGGUUGCGGGAAUCACGGUCGGGAGCGGUGGCCUGCGUGGCUUCACCUCGUCGGAGCACCACCCGUUCUUCUCCGCCACCCGAUCGGCAAUUUCUUCCUGUGCUGCGUUGGCGGAAGACGUGAAGCCGGCUGCAUCCCUGUCCCUGGGUGGCGUGCAACCACCGUCUCCGGAGACAGAGGACUGGGUUUUCGCCGGCGGAGAAGAGGAGGCGAUAUUAGGCGAAUCCGCCACCACGCAGAGGGUGGUCGUCGGAGGAGCUCCGACUCAUCAGGAAGCCAAAGCGGCUACCUCCGAACUCGCCUUCGCGCUUCAAAACUUACAAGCAGAGAAGAAAGCCUCUGAGAAUUCCGUUUCACCGGCAGUACCAGCCCAUGCUAUUAAGGCGUUUACGUUUCUACACGAAAGCACCGCAGCCCAGAAUGUAGUCGCUUCGAUCGCAUCCGAUCCAAAUGUCUGGAACGCUGUAUUACACAACCAAGAGCUUCAGAAGUUUGUGCAGUCACAGAAUCAAAGUUUGAGCCGCUCGACCGUGGAUCAAUCAUCUGAAUCUGACUACGCAGAAUCUGAGGCAGAAGAUAGUGCACUCAUGGAUAUUGUCCAAAAGGUCAAGGUUAACGUUGUUGAUAUGAUGAGCAGCUUGUCUGAUUACUUCAAAGAUUUCUUUGGUCCUCAGGGGAAGGCCACCAGCUUCUUAUUUGCACGUGUCAAUGGAAGUACUGCUACUGCCGACGCUGUUAUGGAAGCUUCGUUUAUGGGACUUGCUGUCAUGGCUAUAAUGGUCAUUCUUCUCAACCGAGCUUAAUCUCAUCUUUCAAGUAAAAAAACGGAUUUUUUUUUUUUUUUUUUUCGUUUUUUUUGGGUGGAAGUACUAUUAAGGUAGGAGACAAGAUUUCUUAUUAUGUGUGUCGUUUUGUUGGUGACGAUGAAUAAUAAGUGUAGUUUUUGUAGGUAAAAAAAUAAAGUGCGCUUAUUAUGGCUUUCAAGAAUUGCAUAAUGCACAUCGUUCUAUGUUACAGAUGUACAGUAAUUGGAUAACAUUUAAUUGUCAUUCGAAA
Molecule: messenger RNA, 1213 nt
Organism: Erythranthe guttata (spotted monkey flower)
Lineage: Eukaryota; Viridiplantae; Streptophyta; Magnoliopsida; Lamiales; Phrymaceae
Source: RefSeq, a predicted model, not a curated record